GAGGCGGGUGUUAUACCAUCGCUCCGGGAAAGGCUGAGCAGCUGCAAAUUCGCCGCCGCCGCGUGGGUAGCAGGGAGCGUCCCAUCCCCUGCAGCCGGGGAGCCGGGCAGCAGCUGACAGAGAGCGGAUAAGGCGCCCCUGUCUGUCUUCCUCCUUGCACCCCCCGUCCCCUGCCUGCGCCGCCGCCGGGCGCCUGCAGCUUCUCGGCUCCAGUGCAACAGGGCUGAUAGUGGCAGCCCACGGGGAUCCGCUCAGAAACCAGCCGAGAUCCAGCGACCCUGCCCCUCUCCCAUCAGUACAGGCAGAGCCCUGGGCUGGACAGAGUCAUGACCGCUGAAAAGACUAUUCCCAUAAUUAAUGGCAAGCCAGAAGAUGCUUUGGACCCUGAAGCCUCAAGUACCACUCUGGUCCACAGCAACGAUAAGAAAGUGCACGAAAGAGGCCACUGGAACAAUAAGGUUGAAUUUGUGCUUUCUGUGGCAGGGGAGAUUAUUGGGUUGGGAAAUGUGUGGAGAUUCCCAUAUCUUUGCUACAAGAAUGGAGGAGGUGCUUUCCUCAUUCCAUAUGUGAUUUUCUUUAUUUGCUGUGGAAUACCAGUAUUUUUCCUGGAGACUGCCCUGGGACAGUUUACUAGUGAAGGAGGUAUUACAUGUUGGAGAAAAGUUUGCCCGCUGUUUGAAGGUAUUGGAUAUGCUACCCAAGUUAUUGAAGCACAUUUAAAUAUUUAUUACAUCAUCAUUUUAGCAUGGGCUAUCUUCUAUCUAUUUAACUGCUUUACCACAGAGCUCCCUUGGGCCACUUGUGGCCAUGAAUGGAAUACAGAAAACUGUGUGGAAUUUCAGAAACUUAAUAUGAGCAACUGCAGUCAACUCUCUUUACAAAAUGCCACAUCUCCAGUCAUGGAAUUCUGGGACUUUGUGCAUGGAGUUUUUCAGACUGAUACACACAGAAAAGGUCUCUGUAGCAAAGAGUUCACACUCUUCUUUUCUACUCCUGCCAAGGAAGUAGAGGGCGAAUCUGAGACUGAAGCCAGUGGGACUCCACAUAGACAUAUCCCUGAAGAAUCGGGUAUAAAUGUAUACGAUGUACUGAUAAAGAAGAGGGUGGUAUAUGUAACAGCUACAUUCCCGUAUGUCAUGCUACUGAUUCUUCUGGUUCGAGGAGUAACAUUACCAGGCGCUUCUGAAGGAAUAAAAUUCUACUUGUAUCCUGACCUAUCCCGAUUGUCUGACCCACAGGUCUGGGUGGAUGCUGGCACGCAGAUAUUUUUCUCUUAUGCCAUCUGCUUGGGAUGCUUAACAGCUCUGGGGAGUUACAACAACUACAAUAACAACUGCUACAGGGACUGCAUUAUGCUCUGCUGCUUGAACAGUGGCACGAGCUUUGUUGCUGGUUUUGCCAUCUUUUCAGUCCUUGGUUUCAUGGCUUAUGAACAAGGGGUGCCCAUAGCAGAAGUUGCAGAAUCAGGGCCGGGACUUGCAUUCAUUGCCUACCCAAAAGCUGUCACCAUGAUGCCUCUUUCUCCGCUAUGGGCAGCUUUGUUUUUCAUGAUGCUGAUAUUCCUUGGAUUAGAUAGUCAGUUUGUGUGUGUUGAAAGCCUUGUGACAGCUGUGGUGGAUAUGUACCCAAAGAUUUUCCGAAGAGGAUACAGAAGGGAACUGUUGAUUCUUGCUCUUUCAAUUGUGUCAUACUUUGUUGGCCUAAUAAUGUUAACAGAGGGUGGAAUGUACAUUUUCCAGCUGUUUGACUCCUAUGCAGCCAGUGGAAUGUGUCUUCUUUUUGUGGCUAUAUUUGAAUGCAUCUGCAUAGGCUGGAUUUACGGCAGCAAUCGCUUUUAUGAUAACAUUGAGGAUAUGAUCGGGUACAGACCACUGUCGUUAAUUAAAUGGUGUUGGAUGGUCCUAACUCCUGGUAUUUGUGCUGGAAUCUUCAUCUUUUUCCUGGUGAAAUAUAAGCCUUUGAAAUACAACAAUGUUUAUACGUACCCAGACUGGGGCUAUGGGAUAGGCUGGAUGAUGGCCCUCUCAUCCAUGGUUUGUAUUCCUUUGUGGAUCUGCAUUAAGUUGUGGAAGACAGAGGGAACCAUUCUAGAGAAAUUCAGGAAGCUGGUCAUACCUAGUCCAGAUCUGAAGAUGAGAGGGAAAGUUGGAGCAGGGGCAUAUGCUGCUACAGUAAAUGAUUGUGAUGCCAAACUGAAAGGUGAUGGCAACAUUUCAGCCAUCACAGAAAAGGAGACACAUUUCUGAAAGAACUUUCUUUUUUGUGUGUUACUUUUUGUAUAAAUAAAUAAAUAAAAUACUUCACUUAAUUAUAGAGGCUGCUUGUUUUGCACAAAAUUUAUUAACCAGUUAAUUUUAAAGUGAACAUUGUAUAGUUGUUUACAAUGAUUUUUUAAUUAUUAUUAUUAUUAUUAUUAUUAUAAGUAAUGAUUAUAUAAAAGAAAAAUAAACUAGCAUAGUACUGUAUGUUGGUGAUGACUUGUAAUAUGGUGAUUUUAGUAAAUGUUUUAUAGACAUUAGAAGGACCAGUAUAAUGUGCUGUAAACUUUUCUACUUGGUUUUUUUGGAAAGCAUGGUGUUGUAUAAAUAUAUCUGUUCUAAUCUGUAAGCAUUUCAGACCAUUUCAGCUACUAAUGUAUGUCUAUAAAGGUGGUCACAAUGUCCUUUUGUUUAUAUUGGAGGGACUUUUGGUGGACUAGUAACUCAGCUGCAUCGUCUUUCUAUCUGAAUGUGGGAUUGAGCCAAAGCCCACUGAAGUCAAUGGGAGUCUUUCCCAUUAUCUUCAAAGGGGCUUGGAUCAUGCAGUUUGUGAAUCAAACUCUGCACCUGAACCGUGCAGUCCUUUUGUCCGAGUCAGGACUGCAGGCUCCAGCCUUGUACUUGGCAAAGCACUACUCGCAUGGUGAGUACUCUUUCUGGAGCCUAAAGGAAAUGCCACCUCAUCAAUGUCUUCCCCCAUUCCGGAACUUCUCACUACAACCAGGUAUCGAAAUAUGGAGGAAUGAGUCCCCCUUUGAAUGACUAUUUUCCUGGAGACGUCUAGAGGCUAUUUAUUUAAGAACUCUGAAGUGUGUUGUUGUGAAGUGAGUGGUGUCCGAUCUCACCUAUGCUGCUCCCUGGAACAUCUGAAGCUAUUCCAUGUUGUUUAUGGCUAGCUAAAAUUCCCUGCAUUGUGUUGUACUUCUCCCAUUCCCUGAGCUGAAAUGUGUUUGUCUUUGCUUGUAAAACAGAAAGGGAGUCCCUAGGACAGUUUCUUUAGCUGGAGAGGAGCUGAGAAAAAUGGAACUCAUUUUAGAGACAUUCCCCCCCUCAAAUGAAAUCCAGAAAUAAAUUAUGCCUAUCUAGAGCACUUGUAUGGCUCUUUUAAUCUUCAAAGCACUUUUGAAACAAUACCAAACACAACUGGAGCAGUUGGCUCCUUACCUGCCCAAAAGCCCUGUGAGAUAAGUUAUAUAGGACAUGUUUUGCAGAUGGGGCAAUUGAGACAGGGGAUGUGACUUGCCCAAAAUUAAAAAGAGAGUAGGAACUGGGUUUUGAAAUGAUAAUUGGGCCACAGGGGUUCCCAAUUAACAGUCCCAAAAUCAAACCACUAGACUAUCUUGUGCUCUCUCCCUCUGUCAAUAUUGCAAACACCACUACUAGACAAUUUCUUUUCCCUCUCCCCUCAGGCUGACAGGAUACAUCUGACACAGUGGCUGGGUGGGAAACUGGUGAGUUUACUGUCUCACAUAGGCUUGCCUCACCAGCUAAUGUGCAAGCAACAGCAUAACAGAAUAUUGGAGCAACGUCACAGCACCCCAUGCUCAGACAGGUUGAAAUUCACCCAUGCUCAGAAGCCCAGCACAGGGAACUAUUAGGAAAAGCUUAACUGGGACUAGAGCGGUACAGAGGCUUCAUGUGGGCUGACUGCACAAGGGUGGAUUUCAUCCCUAGUUUCUAGUAUAUCUUAACAUUACACAGAGAUGUAUAAUACAAAUUUGACAAUUUAAUGUGAUCUUAAGAUAAUUUGCAUAGCUCCUGUAAGAUAUUCCGUAGAAUCAUAUAUCCUCAAAUCAGAUUAUGUAAUCUAUAUAAUUUAAUGGUCUUUUGGGGGGGGGAGAGGGAACUGAAGAGAAGAUUAUUCUUGUAUCAGCCUAAAACUAAUCCAGUUUUUUUUGUGGGACUGGUGACUUUGGAUGCCUUAAUUUUUGGGUGCUCAACUAGAGACGAGCCUGACUUUCAGAGAGUGGUGAGCAUGCACCUUGUGAAAAUCAUCUUUCUUUAAGGGGCUCCAGCUGGGCAAAAAAAAGUGAGGUGGCCAAAAUCACUAGUUACUGUUGAAAGCCUUUGCUGGGAUAUUUACUGAAGAGAAAUGUCAUCAAAAUUAAAAUUGCAGCUAGAGCUAGUUGUAGAAAAUAUUGAGAUGCAAGUCCAUCCUACCGCUUGAUGUGGAAAUGUAUCCACCCCAGAGUUCAGAAAUCAGUGCCUCUUUGCAGUACUAGCAGGUCAUGAGAAAUACAUUCUGUCCAGCAUCCUUCUCUGGUCCUCAUUCUUGUUCCUCCACUGAAAGGGCCAGACAACUAGCUCAUCAAAAACAACUUGCAAUCUGUGGGUCCCCUUGCCUAGGAAGGCAUUCUGUAUCUAGUCUCUCCAAACUAUCCUGUCUAGUCUCUACUCAUUUCCUAAUGAGUGUUGAAGCGUCUAGAAACCCAAGUCCACUGCUUUGCUAGGGCCUGAAUCUGCAAACUCUUAAUUGUGUAAAGAGUCCUUACUCUCAUGAGACCCAUUAACUUCAAUGGAGCUACUCAUGGAAGUCAAGAUUACUCAUGUGAGUUUGCAAGAGUAACCAUUUAAAUGUGCCAAUUUGUAAGAUAGCCACCACACCAACUGUCCAUCCCAUAGAAAUGGGAUGAUAAUUCCAGGUAAUUCAGGGUAGCUAUUUAAAUCAAAGCACAUUUCACCACUGUUGACAAAGUGAGCCAUGCAUUUUAGCUUGUUUAUCCACUUUGGACUGUCAUACUCAUCCAAAUAUCUCUACAGGUACUAUGGAACAUGCUUCCUACUCUGCUGCUAUGAACCAUUUCACCAAUAGCUUUAUACACAUACAUAUGGUUCGGCAUGGUCUAAAGCAUUAUACAGAAUUACUAAUGUGAUGUGCUUGUAAAUGUGUGCUUGUAAUACCUGACCCAUUUAACACUUUACUGAUUUGUUUUUUAAGAUGUGUGAGGUUGGGGUUUUUUUGUUUGCUUUGUUUUUUUGGAGGGGUGGGGGGCAAAUUUCCUACUAGUAUUUGUGAACUUUUUUAAAAACAAAAUAUGAAGGAAAAAAAGCAAUUAUGUCAUUGUGAUUACUUUUUUUUUGAUAUGCAGUAGAAACAAUAUUUUCCUUUUCUGAGUAUUUGCAGUAUUCUGGAGGAAAAAACAAAACAAAAUCCAAAAAUCGAACAACCACAAAGGUUUAUGUACAGUUUUACACACACAGAGGGAAAAAAAUUGAUUUGGUAUUCCAAGGGCACCAAGUUUUGUCUCCUUACUCAUAUUUUUAAAUUAAAGGAAAUAGGCAAAACCGUAUCUCGUGUCCUUGGUUUAUAUCAAUGUCUCUCACUAAGUAUUUAUAUGGCCCUCAUAAUCACAGUCACUGAUAUAUUUUAUCCUCACAACACAACAGGUAUCUCUGUUUUACAGAUGGGGAGCUGAGACACAAGAUUGGUUGACUGACUUGCCCAAACUCACCCAGAAAGUCUA
Molecule: messenger RNA, 5722 nt
Organism: Gopherus flavomarginatus (Mexican gopher tortoise)
Lineage: Eukaryota; Metazoa; Chordata; Testudines; Testudinidae
Gene: SLC6A11
Product: solute carrier family 6 member 11
Exons: 15
Coding region: 327-2246 (639 amino acids)
Biological process (GO): sodium ion transmembrane transport
Cellular component (GO): membrane
Source: RefSeq, a predicted model, not a curated record